UGCAGCGCAGGCUGGCAGGUGAGAGCUGGUCUGCAAGGGAAGCCGGUUUAAAAACUGUCUCCCUGCACAGAAUGGCUCUCCUGUGCCACCCUGUGCUGCUGCCCUCUGUGAACAGACUGUUCCAGCAUCCUAUAUCACAGGCAGCAGCAUGGGCGUGGGGUAGUCAAGCAGUUCCACAGGCUCUGGUGCUGGUGGGGAGCCAGCUUAAAAGCUGCCUUCCCACAGGCAGCAGCUCCCCCCUCCUUGCUGCCUCUGAUAGAGAGACAGCAAGUAGGGGGGAGGAAUGUACAUAAUCAUGAGGUUAAUUGUUUACAUGACUACACCUAGCAUCCCUACGGUUCUCUUUAAGUACAUUCAAUUUAUUGGUGAUAGAAGAAUGAAGCUGAAAAAUAGGCUAGUUAGUCUCAGAUUUGGCUACUGGACAAUUUUUUUUAAUUAAAGCUUUAGGUACUAUUAUUAAAUGCUUUGUACUUCAAUAUAAUAGCAAACUAAAGAGUGCGGACAAGUCUACAUUUACAAUACUCUCUCAUCAAAAGUGGAAACUGUGGAGAGUAGUUAAUUCAUCUCCAGAGAAGCGGUAAUUACAGGGACAGGGCGCUGUCUCCAAAGGAGAGCUCCUCUACACUGGACUGAGUUAGUAUAGCGUUCUCUCAUAGGGGUGGGCAGUUUUCACACCCCUGAAUGAAGCAGUUACACCAAUACCUGGUCUAACAGGGCAGUGCUAUUCAGCAGGUCAAGGAGGAAAGUGAUCUCUCAUAUACAAUCGCGGUGGGGAAGGAGAACCCGCUAGCUGGAGUCACAGACUAGAGUUACAUGUAGCCAGACUCUCCGGGAAAGGCCCCUGUUUGCUGCCUGCCAGCAGGAGUGUCAAGCUCUCCCCUGGAAAGGGUGGGCUCUGAGUGGUAUUGCAGAGGGGAAGCGCGCAGCAGCCACCUGCUACCCCGCCUGGGGGGACACGGAGCUUGGGAUCCGCAGCAGCUACUGAAAGGAUGAGGUUCAACGUCAAGGCAGCAUGGAGAAUAAACAGCAACAAUUCCUCUUAGGAAGGGAAACUAACCCAGAAACUGAAAACCAAUCCUUUGAGAUGCUCAAAGAACUAGCACUGAAGUGGUUUAUGGAAACGCAGGCUCCUCUUCUAUUACAGAAUGGUACUUUACCUGAGUGGUUCUAUGGAUUCAUUACAAGAAAGCAGAGUGAAGAGCUGCUCAAAGACAAAGAUGCUGGUUGUUUUCUUAUCAGAUUAAGUGACAGAGCAAUUGGUUACAUUCUGUCAUAUAGAGGAAAAGAUCGAUGUCGGCAUUUUAUCAUUAAUCACCUACGGAAUGGCCAUUAUGUAAUAUCAGGGGAUAACUGCACACAUGAAAGUCUUGCAGAGCUGAUAGGCUAUUACCAGACUUCAGAAAUUGAGCCUUUUGGAGAAAAUCUUACAACAAUUUGUACUCAGCCAAUUGAGAAAAGUGUAUAUGACGAGAUCUCUUUGAAUCAGCAAGCCUCUUCAAAGCAAAUUAAAUCAAAUAGUGGGGAAAUCAAUCCCUUGAUGAUAAGACAAGGGUCUGGCAGUUCACAAAGCACUGUCCUAAUGAAAGAAGCCACUUUUCUACCUCCAAAGUCAAAGAGAGAGCACAAGCACUUUUCAGGAGAAAGAAAGAACUUUGACUCUCAGGAUUCUGACAUAGCCCCACCACUGCCGAAUAGAAGCAGCUUGCUUAUGCAGGAGACACUGAAGCUUGAUUUAGAUGAUCAAGGAAACACUGUAUAUGCGGAACUGAACAAACACCAUCUGAACAACAGAGGCCUUAGUUUGGAGACCCACUCUGCCACUGUCAAAAGCAUCACUGAGAAACCAUCCUGUUCAUCACAAGGAGACACCCAGCAAAAACCAGGAGAACCAGACCUAGCAAACUAUUCUCAUAUCAAAAAAAUCAGCUCAGUGUAUACUUUGGCUAAGCAAGCUGAAUGUUUUAAUGACAAAAAAGUUGAUCUUAUAAAGCCAUCUCCUCCAGAAAUUGUUUAUUCUGAAAUUAUGCUUGAGCAUGGCAAAAGCCAUUCCUCAUUUCUUUGGGGUCAGAGUGCCCAUUCCCUGCCCUUUUGUCCAUCAACUUCUGUAGACACAAAAAAGUUGACAUUACAUACUCCUGCGUCAGCACCUCCUCAAUUGUCUCCCAAGUUACCCAUUAAAACUAGGACCUCUGUGGAGUUCCAGAGCUCAGAACAGGUAUUUGCAACCUAUGCAGCCUCCCUCCAAAGCAAUGAAGGACUUAGGAAACCAGACAAGAGCCUUUCUGAUUCACUGACACAUAGCACAUACAGGCAGAUUGAAAAGGUGAAAGUUUGUAAGCCUUUUGUUUCUGGCUCUGAUAGUGGGAGCAAUACUUAUGAACAGAUUCCUGUGGGACGACCAAAGUCAUCUACUCAUGACCAAGCUGCUGAGAAACUUUCCAAGUCUUCAUUAACACAAGCCAAUGAUACUUAUGAUGAGUUGUCUUCUUUGAACAUAAGAUCCUCUGGAACAGAGAACUGUGCUGAAAAUACAUAUGAAAAAAUUCCUGAAAAUUUCCAGAAAGGCUUAUCUGCAAAGAAAAUUUCUUCUAUUGAUAAUACACAUGAGCAACUUUCCCUAGACCUUGUGAAGGGAGCAGAAGCAAAACCAAAUCAGAAGAUGGACAAGCGAAGAAGAUUUUUUUUUGCUGACAAGAAGAAUAAAUCAUGAAGGAGGAGUUUUAAAUUUGUUCCAGAUAGCCUAGACUAAAGAUCAUAGAAAAACUCGCAGGGAGAAAUUAAUUCCUCAGGUAAUUUCACAGAUGGCUGUGGGGUUAAUCAGGGCCAUGUUUAGCCUGUCCUGUUUAUAAAUGCAAAAACAGAGAUGAAAUGCUGGAAAGCAUUUGUCAGAUAGUUACAAAGCCCCCAGUUCUUCAAAAUCUGCACAAUUUCAAUUUUCUUUUUGCCUGAGCCAUGCAAAUUUAGGAUCUAGAGUUUUAAGCCCAGGAGCAUGAAGCACAUGGUAGAAGUUGGCCAUCCUAGGCCAAUUCUCCCACAAGAUGUGGGGAAGCAGCAGUCUGCAAUCCCUCCAGCACAGCUUCAGAUUGGAAUAGGUGAGAGAUACACAUAGUGUGGCUCAGCUGAAAGGGGGUGACCAUCCUGCCCUUGUGUGUCCCUGGUUGGUUAGAGCAAUAGGGACAGCACUGUUGUAUAGCUGUUCAGCUAGGAAGCCAUUCUGGACUUGGCAGUGCAACAACAACUUGCUGAACAACAUUACAGACCCUGUUGUAAAAAAGAGCUACUGGCAUUCAUGAACGCGUGUUCCCCAUCUGUCCACAGCAGCCUCUAACUCUUAUUCUUAACCGCUGAAGGCAACUGUCAGUGCUUUUGUUCUUUUUAUAGUGCCUAAAACAAUGGGGUCCUGGUCUAUGACUGCGGCUCUGCAAUUCACAUAAUUAACAACAGCAAUACACUCAAACACCGAUUUUAUAUACAACUCUUCUGACACAGGGAGUUGACUAAUUAUUUCAAUAUAGUAUUUUCUAUUUAAAAAAAAAUCCUCAACCUGAUUUUAAUCCUCCAUCAGUUUUACAUUGGUUAAACGUCAUUGGUUCAGGUUAUUCCUGAUUUGCACUGGUGUACAUGAAAAAGCCUGAUAAAGCCCUUUGAAUUUAAAUGAAGCUAUUUAUUUUGAAAUCGCCACAUUAUUAAGGUCAGAGCAAUACUUUCAUACUUUUUGUUUACGACUUAGAUGUGUGCAAUUAAAAAUAAAUUAUGCUGCUAUUUGUAGCUUAUUUUGAAAUGUGCCCACUUUCCUGCAUGUAUCUUUUCAAUCAGAGCUAUAAGAAUUGCAUCUGACAAAGACACAGCUUUCACAGGCUGUAUGUAAUUUGUUCAGAAUCAUUAAAAUGAAUUUUGUUCACUGUCUGUGGUUCAUUUCACACAAUAAUGGUGAUAUUGCAUGUUCUGUGGAGCAGCUUCAGACUUAGACAUAGAAACUGAUUGCUGUGCUGUGUAUGAUGGGGCCCGGCAGGAUUGCUGUUCACAAAGCCACCUGCAUCCUUCUGAAUUAUGGCUAUAUCCCUGUACCUACCUCAGGUUCAUUGCUAGCUGCCAGUGUACCUGUGCUUCUGUGAUGGAGCCACUGUGCCCACGCACCCAUCGUCAAAUCAAGGGAGAAGUCCUAAGUUUGACACAGCAAACCGCAAUCUCUUGGUAAAACCUGAGGAGCCUAUUCUGGAACCAACUAGCAUCAGCACAAA
Pelodiscus sinensis (Chinese soft-shelled turtle) is the source of this 4241-nucleotide messenger RNA. It is a transcript of the gene SH2D7, whose product is annotated as SH2 domain containing 7. Gene Ontology annotation, cellular component: cytoplasm. The record is from RefSeq and is a predicted model, not a curated record. Lineage: Eukaryota; Metazoa; Chordata; Testudines; Trionychidae.